CCAAUACAAAAACAACAGAUUCAUGUCUGAAAAGACAUUCACAACAGUGAGUGCGAAGAGCAGACAUCUGGACAGCAGAGGACUUUUUUUUAUUAUUUCCAAAAUCCACCUUGGGGAAUUGUCACUCUGUAACUCUGACAAAGUUUUUUUUUGUUUUUCCUUUUUUUUUAACUUUCGCAUUCAAAAUAACAGAAAAUAUUCACAGUGUUUUGUGUCGUAUCUGGUGAAAGAAUGGACAAAAUGUCAGGAGAGGUGAAGCCAGAGAGUUUGUCGUUGUGUCCUCUGGGCACAGCUGCUGCCCCAGAGCCAGAGCUGCUGUGUAUCUUUGGGACCGGAGACUUAGGACGCUCUCUGGGUCUGCGUCUGCUGCAGGCUGGCUACAGGGUGGUGUACGGCAGCCGCAGACCACACAGCUGUGGCCCAUUGCCUCAGGGAGCUCAGGUGAUGAGCCAUGUGGCAGCAGCCCAGUCUGCCCCUCUGGUCUUAAUGUGCAUCCAGAGAGAUCACUACGAUUUCCUGGAGACACUUGCACCUCAACUCAAGGGGAAGGUGUUGGUGGAUGUCAGCAACAACAUCAAGAAGAAUAUGUACCCAGAAGCCAAUGCUGAGUAUCUACAAAGGCUGAUCCCUGCAGCUCAAGUGGUGAAAGCUUUUAACACUUUGUCUGCCUGGGCUUUGCAGAAUGGACCAUCGGAUGCCAACAGACAGGUGUUCCUGUGUGGAGACAGUAAAGAAGCAAAGCAGGCCGUUGCAGACGUGGCCACCAAACUGGGCUUCACUGUUCUGGAUAGAGGGGCUUUGUCUGUAGCCAGAGAACUUGAGGACUUCCCCCUGCAGCUAUUCCCAGAGUGGAGGCUGCCUCUACGUGUGGCCGUUGGCCUCACUGCCUUCUUCUUCUUCUAUGUGGUCCUUAGAGAUGUCAUUUAUGCAUAUGUUGUCCAGGGGAAAGACAUCUCCUUCAGGAUCAUGGUGUCUCUGGCAAACAAGGUGUUUCCCAUUGUGUCGCUCAUUAUGCUGGCACUGUGUUACCUACCUGGUGUCGUAGCUGCCUUCCUUCAGCUCUACAGAGGAACCAAAUACAAGCGUUUUCCCAACUGGCUGGAUCGCUGGAUGCUGUGCAGGAAACAACUGGGACUGCUGGCACUUGGAUUUGCUUUUCUUCAUGUGAUGUACACCCUCAUCAUCCCCAUCAGAUAUUAUGUGAGAUACAGGAUUGCUGACAUAACCAUCUCAGAUAUCAGGGAGAAUCGGACGCGCGAGUUCGACAGUACCACGGCAUGGAGAACUGACUCCUACUACUCUGUAGGGAUUCUGGGCUUUGCUACGUAUCUUCUGCUGGGAAUAACGUCUCUCCCCUCAGUCAGCAAUGCUCUCAGCUGGAGGGAGUUUAACUUCAUACAGUCCAAGCUGGGCUACCUUACAUUGCUCCUCUGCACGCUUCACACCUACCUGUAUGGCUGGAGCAGGUUCCUUAGUCCCUCUUCCUAUAAAUGGUACACUCCUUCUGCCUACCAGCUCUCUCUGGUGUUGCCCUCUCUCGUGUUGGUGCUCAAGCUGUUGCUCCUGCUGCCCUGGGUGGACCGCAGCCUUACCCGCAUUCGACAGGGCUGGGAGAGGAGGACUGAUCCAGAAGAAGCUAGCACGGGACUGUUGUUGACAUAAGGUUUUUAGAAUUACAGUCAGUAAAAAGAAAAAUCAUCAAGUCAGAAUGGACUAUUUGACAUUAGUAUUUUCUAAUUCUUCAGGAAUAGAAGCAGAAGAAGAGGCUUCAUUUCCACUUCCAUUGUAAACAAACUUCACAUUUUUUAUAAAAAUGCAGCAAUAACAAAACAAAAAAAUAUCACUUUUAUGGGAAUCAGACAAACCAAGAAGUCAUGAUCGGAUCAACGAUGUUGACGAUCGACAUAUACCAGCCCACUUGUUUAGAAUCAAAUUUGUUUCUGAAAGGGCUGUAUCGGGUGACAGCUUUCAGAUUGGCAUGACAUAUUUUUAUUCCGAUUACUUGUGUGCAUGUAAACAUGGCUCAUUACACUCAAUCUCAUUUCACUCUUUGCCCCUACCACUUAGCCCUACCCCUCUGUUUUGGGCGUCCUUAUACAUGAGAUAGAGGGGGAUCGCAGAUGCACACUUGAAUUUGAGGGCUAUGAGAAUUUUCCCAGUUUAACUGAAUCCAAGGGAACUAGUAUUGGUGCUGGAAAGCCAACGUUGGUUGUGUAGCUACGCUGAAUACAACAAAACUGGUUUGCUAUUAAAGAAACCUGCAUUCAGGCAUUGGUGACAUUUGCUUCACCAAUGAGGUUUCCAAUUUGCUUCAGACACGCUCAUAAUAAUUUGCAUAGUCCACAAUAGUCAUAGCAAUAUAGCAACAUCUGAUAAUGGUUUUUCAUUUUCUUUUUAAGAUUGCAUGUUGAAUUGCUGGCUGCGUAAAUAAAGACUGGUCAUGUUCUGGUCAUGAAGGGACAGUGCCAAUCCCAGCUCAUUGUUUUGAAUGUGACUACAGGGACAUCAACUGUUCUUAUCUCUAUCUUAUCUGCCACCCAGAUAAGAGAGAUGGCAAAGAGGAAAGAAAUUGAGCUUGUAACUGGAGGGUCACUGGUUAAAUCGGAGGAUGGGUCAAGGGCGCAGAUAAAUGCGCCCAACUUUUGUGUGUAAUAAGGAUGGGUUUAAUGCAGAGGUCAAAUUAACUCUCAUUAAUUGGUGUGUGUACAAAAAUAAUUAAUUGUAAUCUCUUUUUUACUGCUGAGAAGACUGCCUCUCUUUAUGGACUCAUGUUGAAAUGAUUGUAUUUUAUAAUCAUAGCGUGUACAGUGGCAUGUGCCAUGUUUAAUGGUCCAUACAGAUGCUGAAGACACAUGUUAAAGUAGUUGUGCAGCAUUCCAAGAAGCUGCCCUUUUUCUUCUUAAAGUCACAUAACAGCAACUGUGACAGACUCCUAUAACAUCAGCAGCAAAUGUUUGACUUUGUCAGAUUUUGGAGUUUCUCGACAGCGUUAAACUACAGUGCAUGGCAGCGUUUGUUUACAUGACAUCUCUCUCUUUUGUAAAUGGUGUUUUAUUUCAAUUGUUUGUCACUACAUUAAAUGCUCUUCAAAUAAACUUCCUUGUAACCGAU
Messenger RNA from Solea solea (common sole), 3111 nucleotides. RefSeq names its product metalloreductase STEAP4-like. NCBI's taxonomy places the organism in Eukaryota, Metazoa, Chordata, Actinopteri, Pleuronectiformes, Soleidae. Gene Ontology annotation, biological process: copper ion import. Gene Ontology annotation, molecular function: cupric reductase (NADH) activity; ferric-chelate reductase (NADPH) activity. Gene Ontology annotation, cellular component: plasma membrane; endosome. The transcript is spliced from 10 exons. Bases 232 to 1662 code for a protein of 476 amino acids. The record is from RefSeq and is a predicted model, not a curated record.